GCUCUGGAGGUCGUCAACUCUAAAAUGUACUAAAAAGGAUUUAUUAAACAUAAUGAAUAAUCAGACUGACAGGUUCCAGUGUUACUCUUGUGCUGGUGAUUCCUGUAAACAACAAGAACUUGCAGUUUGUAGUGAUGCUUUAAUGUGCUACAGUUACAGUGUCAGUGAUAGCUUUGGAUACCAGACAUUUCACAAAGGAUGUGUAGCAGAGGAUAAAGCCCAGUUUUUCUGUAACACACUUCACCAUGGAGGGAAGGAACCAAGUACUGCUGAAUAUAGUGGAGAAUGCUGUCAGGGAAAUUACUGUAAUAAUGGAACUUUUCCAACUUUAGCACCUUUUAUGAUGACCUGUAAGUUUAAGAAAUUGUGUGUGACUGUAACUAAAAUGUAA
Molecule: messenger RNA, 391 nt
Organism: Limulus polyphemus (Atlantic horseshoe crab)
Lineage: Eukaryota; Metazoa; Arthropoda; Merostomata; Xiphosura; Limulidae
Exons: 3
Coding region: 53-391 (112 amino acids)
Cellular component (GO): membrane
Molecular function (GO): transmembrane receptor protein serine/threonine kinase activity
Source: RefSeq, a predicted model, not a curated record